Messenger RNA from [Candida] anglica, 918 nucleotides. The record is from the annotation of a GenBank genome assembly. NCBI's taxonomy places the organism in Eukaryota, Fungi, Ascomycota, Pichiomycetes, Serinales, Debaryomycetaceae.
AUGUCUAGCCAGAGCUCUACCAUCCUUCUCACAAGGCUACUUGGGUUGAAGGAGAACUCUCCCUUCUUAUUAGUGUUGGAUUCUCUUGCACAAUCUGCACAUCAUUUAAUUCUUGAGUUCAUCAAUAGAAGUGCCUCCAAUACUCGAGUGAUUUACUUGUCAUUCGAAACUAUAAAUAAGCCUAAUUAUGCUACAGAUUACGUGGAUUUGACAUCAAACGACAUAUCUCCUGCCAAGGUUAUACAACUUGUUCGUGAACUUGUCACUACCACCCAACCUUCAUCCAUCACAUCAGCCAAGACUCUUAUCGUGGUGGACUCUUUGAAUUAUAUACCUACUGAAGAAUUAUCUUCCUUUAUUUCUGGUUGUAUCAUUCCUGGAACUUCCUUAUUGGGAGUUUUCCAUACCAACAUCCCACAGAGCCAACCUACUGUCAUCAAUCAUCCAUCUCCAAUAAAUAUACUAUCAUUCAUUGCCAGUUCCAUAUUUGAAGUGGAUCCAUUACUCGAUGAAGAGAAAAUCGAUGAAGAGGCUUUAGAAAUUGCCAUCAAUAAACUCCAAACACCAAUUAAUGUCCAUCUUAAUAGUUCCACCUACAAACUUACAUUGACCAAUAGAAGGAAAUCAGGACGGUCUUUGACUUAUAGAUAUGUCAUUGAUUCAGCAAAGAAAUCUAUAGAAGUGUACACUCCAGCACUGGGUAGCGAGGAGGCAAGAGAAGAAGAUGAAGCAUUGUUGAAGGACUUGACUACAUUUAAUUUGACUACAAACUCGAAGCAAAAAUUGGCUAGAGAACAAGUUGAUCUCCCAUUUAUGCAAGCACAAGAGGCUUUGGGAUCGUCUGGUGGUGCAAUUGUCUACGAAUUUGAAAAAGAUGAUGAUUAUGAUGAAGAAGAUCCAUUUGAGGACCCAUUUUAG